AUGAACCCUAUUUACAUCUAUGAUAAUCGAAAAAAAAGAUUAGUAUGCCUUCGUAUUGAAUCAGAUAAUAUACUUCGAAAAGAUUAUUUUUAUGGAACAUUUCCUGAAGCAACUGGUAUUAUGUUUCAUAACAAUGAACAUAAUUGUAUUGUAAGUAUACCAAGAGAUGAACAUGGUCAUUUCAAGUUUAAUUGGGAUUCCAAUGUCGUAUAUGAACUAAUCUAUCGUGAUGGAUCUCGAAACCGUUCGACUUCGCCUUCAUCAAAAAAAUCAACAAUUUGGAGUUGGUUAACAGAAAUUGGAAGUUACCUCAAAACUACAAACUCCACUCCUCAUUAUAAAAAAACAAUAUAA
Molecule: messenger RNA, 354 nt
Organism: Rotaria sordida
Lineage: Eukaryota; Metazoa; Rotifera; Eurotatoria; Philodinida; Philodinidae
Source: the annotation of a GenBank genome assembly